GCGGAGUGGGGCUCUGUUUGCUCUCAAUCUGCUGCUGCCCUGUGCCCUCCAUCCCUCUUGCUUAGACGGGCUGACACUGAACGGGAGUUAUACGACGAGGACUGAGGAGGAUGGCGAAGCAGAUCUGCUACAGAUGAAGGAAGUCUGAUGUAGAAGCUGAGCCAGAGGAGAGCCCUGGCAGCAGCAGCAGCAGCAGCAGUAGCAGCAACAGCAGAAGGGCUGUAGAUGCCCUCUGCCUCAGGUGCGGCUCCAGCCCAGGCCUCUGCUGGAGAGCCGGGUCAAAGAGGGGACAGCUCCUGCUCUGACUCUGAUAGCCUUAUAGACUCUAGUUCCAGUGAGGAGGAGGACAAAGUAGAAGAAGCAGACCCAGCCAUGUUCUCCUCUAAAUUUCUCAGUGGGGCGAAUCCCCUGAAUGCUAUGUCUUCUGCUGUGAAUAAGUUUGGCUUGUUCGGAGAUGAUGGGGAAGGGGAUAAAAAGUCACCUCCUCAACAGGGGAGGAAAGCAUCAGGAGAACCACAACCCGGACCUGGCCCUGGAAAAAACACGCAACAAGAACAGGCACCCCAAAAAUCCAACCAGGGUCCCCUUAUGCAAAAAUCCCAGCCUCUCCCUAAACAGGGAUCACCACAGCUACGUGGCAAUGGACAGACUGCUCCACCAACAAAUAAACCUGCAGGACAACAAACUAAAGAUCCACCCCAGCAGAGUUCACCAAAGCAUGGAAUUCAACAUCAGGUUCCAGCAAAGGAUGAAGCACAACCUGUAUCUUCAAAACAAGUUCCACCCAAGUUGAAAGAACAACAGGACUCUGCUAAGAGUAGUGUACAAAAUCAAGAACUUUUAAAGUCUGAGGUACCCACAAACACUGGGUCAGAGAAAGUAAGCCAACAACAGCAGUCGUCACCAAAAACUAGACAACAACUGCACUCACCUAAGGUAGGACAACAGCAGAAAGGGGGCAAAAAUCAAAUAUCCGAUAGACAACAAGACAUUAAGUACCCAGGCACACCUGAAGUGACACCUGUUGGCUCUCCAUCAUUGGGAGCAACCAAAGCCAGACCUCAGUCAAAAGCAGUUUCUAAACCUCUUUGCCCAGUGUGUAACACAACAGAACUUAAUAUCCAUACCAAGGAAUCACCUAACUACAAAACCUGCACACAGUGUAAAACUGAGGUGUGCAGCUUAUGUGGCUUCAGUCCUCCAGACACUGAUGGGCAUGAGUGGCUUUGCCUAAACUGCCAAAUACAAAGAGCUCAAGGAACUUCAGAGCCACCAGGACCUCCUAAGAAAAGGCCUUCUGCUCCUCAAAACCAGAAACCACCACCUGGUGAACCUACAAAAAAGGACAUUUCAGCACCAGGUUCAUCACCGAAAGUACAGUCUAAACCAAUAAAAGUGCCAGCUAGCGAUGAACCUCCUAAAGGACCAGAAAAUCCAAAACAAGGUGCCCGGUUAGGUCAAGCUCAGAGAAUGACACCAGAUUCUCAGCGAGCAUCAGGAUCUCCAAAAAUGCAUCCAAGUGGUCAACCUGGCCAAACGCAAAGCAGGGUUACUCCAGCUUCCACAGCAGGCAUCUGGAGGUUUAUUUGGCUUUAGUAGUGGUGCUAAAAGUGAAUCUGCAAAACCAGAUGAGUCAGCAACGGGGAAGAUGUUUGGUUUUGGUUCCUCACUUUUUAGUUCUGCAUCUACCUUAAUUGGCUCAGCUGUUCCGGAUGAACCCAAAAUCACAACGCCAGUUUCUCCCAAAAUGCAGCUCACAAAGGACAGUAAGGCAGCUUCUGGCCAAAAGUUAGAACUAGAAAAAAAGCAGCAACAACCUCAGGAUAAAAAGACUCAGUCAGCAGUGCAGAAAGCAGGAAAAUCCCCUGCAGAGGCUCCAAAGGCAGCAACAGUCUCCCUCAAUCCUAUCGACAAGGGCCAAUCCAUUUGUCCGAUUUGUAAGAUGGUUCUUAAUGUUGGCUCAAAGGAUCCUCCCAACUACAACAGCUGCACAGAAUGCAAAAGCACUGUCUGCAAUCAGUGUGGAUUCAACCCCAUGCCAAAUGUAAAAGAGGAGAAAGAGUGGCUUUGUCUGAAUUGCCAGGUGAAACGAGCUGCUGCAGGAACUGAACCACAGAAAGAAACGCUCUUGGCUGAUUCAUUUAAAAAGACAACUGCAACAUCGCCUGGACCUGAAAGGACUUCUGCUCCUGGUUCUCCUCAGAAAAAAGAAUCAACAGUAGCUGUAAAACAAGUCAAGACUGAAGGACCAGUAAGCCAAAGGCAAGCUGGCCAAGCUCCUGGACAGAAGACACCUCAGCAGAGCCAAAGGAUAGAUCCUCAGAAACAAACCGACCAGACCAUCAAGCCUCCACAAAAAACUGGAAAUGUAACAACGCAAGAGUCUGGAGGCCUCUUUGGUUUUGGUGCUCCUAAAAGUCAAAGUGAUGCAGCAAAACCUGCGGAAUCAGUGACUGGGAAAAUGUUUGGUUUUGGUACCUCCAUCUUUAGCUCUGCUUCAACUCUAAUUACUUCAGCUGUCCAUGAUGAUCCCAAAACUACAGCACCUGUUUCUCCGAAGUUCUCCCCUGCAAAGGAUCCCAAAUCUCUCACAGUCAAAAAGCAAGAACAGGAGAAAAAGCCACAGCAGGUACAGCAAAUCCCGGGUCCAACACCUAGUGCAGCCAGAAGCAGCUAAACCUCCCUCAGAACUGCCAAAGAAAGAAUCAGCCUCACCACUUAUUCCCAGAAUGUCUGAUUCCACCUGUCCUCUCUGUAAAGUAAAACUGAAUGUGGGCACCAAGGACCCUCCAAACUACAGCAACUGCACAGAGUGCAAAAUUGUUGUCUGUAACCAAUGUGGAUUUAAUCCCACACCAAAUGUAAAGGAGAUCAAAGAGUGGUUAUGUCUCAACUGCCAGGUGCAAAGAGCACUUGGGGCAUCUGAGCCUCCAGGAACACCUGUGAUGAAAUUACGAGCCUCUCCAAACAAAACAUCUGCAUCUGCUGAUGCUAUAAGGAAAGAAACACCCUUACAAGAGAAAGAAAUUUCAGUACCUGCUAAUUCUAAGGAGACUAUGCUAUUAGGCUCCCCACAGCACAAAUCACAAAAAUCAGUUGAGCAAUCAGGAAAGGCCGAAGUCAAAAAAGGACCCGAAUUAAGAAAACAGGUCAUACCAGAAGCCAGUCAAAAAAUUCUGGAACAAGACCAGAAGACAAGUUAUAAUAAGCCAUCAGACCAGACAAGUCAGACUGAACAAAAAAAGAGUGGUAUUACAUCAACAAAAGAGGAAGAUGGAAGGUCCUUAAAAUCUGGUGGUUCCAAGCCUCAACCAGAAGCUACAAAACCUACUGAGUCACUUGGAGGAAAAAUGUUUGGCUUUGGUUCUUCAGUGUUGAGUUCUGCUUCCAAUUUUAUAACCUCUGCAGUACAAGAUGAAUCAAAAACACCACCAGUUUCUCCCAAACUUCCAGCAGCAAAGGGAACCAAAUCAAUUCCAGUUCAGAAAUAUGACUCAGAGAAGAAACCAGAGCAAGUUCAGCAAACUAGUCACUCUCCAUUGCUGCAAGCCAAAGUAAAUAAAGAUGUAAUAUCUUCAGAUAGUCAAAAGACUGACCACUCUACCUGUCCUCUAUGUAAGACUAAACUCAAUAUUGCUUCCAAAGAUCCUCCCAACUACAAAAAAUGCACAGAAUGCAAGACCACUGUGUGCAACCAGUGUGGAUUUAACCCAAUGCCAAAUGUGUCAGAGGUCAAAGAAUGGCUAUGUCUGAACUGCCAGAUGCAAAGAGCUCUCAGUGCCUCUGAUGUCACUGGACCUUCCAUAAAACCAGAGACUGAAACAAACAAAGGUUCAGCGUUAACUGUACGUCAGAAAAUCCCAUCUCCUAAACAAAAGGAAUGUCUAAAGAAGGAAUUGUCUGACAAAAAGAUAGAAGCCCCACUACCUGAUUCAUCUAACACCGAGAGGAGCUCCACAUCUGCUUCUCCUCAGAGAACACAGCGUGCAGUUGUACCACCUGCUGCUAAAGAACCAGAAGUGAAAAUACAGCCUAGCCCAAGCACUGGUCAGUCUCCUCCAAUUGUCGAAAGAGUAACAAGUACACAGAGACAGACUGGCCAGGAAAGUGAGUGUGACCCAAAAUACAUGAAGAUGAAACCAGAUCUUCAAGAGGAAUCAGAAAAAACAACCGGCUCAAAAGAUACUAAAAAAGUAUCUGAGGCUUCAAAAGCAACUGAAUCCUUGGGUGGAAAGAUGUUUGGAUUUGGUUCAUCUAUUUUCAGCUCAGCAUCAAAUCUGAUAUCGGCUGCUGAAUCACGAACUACACCACCUGGCUCUCGUAAGAUGUCUGCACCACCCCAACUCUCUGGCAAGAUGUCUGUUUCACCAAAGAUUUCACCAAAAAGUACACCUACAGUUUCUCCCAAAAUGUCACCAGUUAGAGAACCAAAGGUUCUUUCUGUGCAAACCAGGGGAAUCUCAGCUGAAGAAAGAAGACAAAGUUCUAUCACAGCCACAUGUAGGAACAGUCUCUCUAAGAUGUUCAGAUGGAGGUCCAACUAUCUGUCCACUGUGUAUGGAGAAAACCCCAUCAAGGCUUUGAAAUCUGAAGCAGGUACCCCUGCAAGUGUCAAACUAGAACAGUCCACCUGUCCACUGUGUAAGAUCAAACUCAACGUAGGCUCCAAGGAUCCACCCAAUUAUAAUACAUGCACACAGUGCAAAAACACAGUGUGCAACCAGUGUGGAUUUCACCCAAUGCCAAGCAAAACUGUGGUUGAGUGGUUGUGUCUCACCUGUCAGAUGGAACGAGCUCUGGAAGUGACAGAGCCUCCAGGAGUUACUUCUCUCAAGCCUCAGGCAAAAUCCCAAGCAGGCAUCACCAGCCCAGCUGAACCUGAAAAGAAAGUCUCCUCUGCACCACAGUCACCUCAGAGGAAAUUAUCUUCACCCGCACAGCCCCCUGAGACAGCUGACAAGCAAGUGGUUAAUAAACAGGCUAGCCCAGUUCCUUCUAAGAAAACCCCACAAGAACAGCAGAAAACAUCAGGCCCAAGCAAAUCACCAGGCCAGACAAGGCAAGCUGAACAGAAGCCGAGCAAUGUGACGGGGGUGCCACAGAAAGAUUCAGGUAGCUUCUUUGGAUUAGGCAAAGGUAAAACUGAGCCUAAUGUGGACAAACCAGUGGAGUCCGUCUCUGGAAAAAUGCUUGGAUUUGGUUCAUCCAUUUUCAGCUCUGCUUCUACAUUAAUAACCUCAGCUGUUCAAGAUCAACCUAAGACCACUCCACCAGUAUCUCCCAAGUUAUCCCCUGCAAAAGAAGUCAAAUCCCAUGCUGCCCAAAAGAAGGAGCAGCCAGAAUCUCAGCAGCCUAAGGCACCUGCUCUGGUCCAAGUCAAAGAUGACAAGGGUCAGCCAGAAGCUUCGAAGAUUAUAGAAGCUUCCAAAGGUGCUAUCAAACCAAACACCAGCUGUGUGCUCUGUAAGGCGGAACUUAACAUGGGGUCCAAAGAUCCACCUAACUACAAUACCUGCACCGAAUGCAAGAACAGAGUCUGUAAUCAGUGUGGAUUUGACCCCAUGCCAAACCAGUUAGAGAUGAGGGAAUGGUUGUGUUUGACUUGCCAGAUGCAAAGAGCUCUGGCAGCAGCUGACUCAGUACAGCCUCCUCUGAAGAAAGUUCAGGGAUCUCCGAGCCAAGUUUCCUCACCUGGUACUGUCAAAAAAGAGGUGACAAAUGAAAGGAAACACAGUAUUUCUAAAGAAGAAGUUGAAGUUAUUGACAAAGCACAAGGUGCACCUCAAAAGAAAGACAUAAUGCAAACUUCUGCCUCAUUGACAUCAAAAGAUGAAACAGCUUCAGCCUCAGGUCUAGCAAAAGAUCAGAAAACCAAUUUAUUUUCUACUGAGGGUACUCUAAAGUCUUUGGUUCCUCAAAGUGAAGAGGUAGGGCCUGUUGUUUCUGAUGUCAAACAACCAAUGCCUGCACAAGGUCCUCCUGUUGCCACAGACAGGAAGACAACUCCACUACCUCCAGACACAUUCGAAAAUGAGGAGAAAUGUGAAACUAUAAAGACAUCAGCUGGACAGCUUUUCAAAUCCAUAGAGGAUGUAAAACAAUACCAAGCCAAAGAACCUCAAAGAAAAGGUUCAGAAGUAGAGGUCAAAGAAGAUGAUGAGCAGAAAACGCAUGUCAAAAAGAUACCAGACAAACCUCAGGAGCCUAAAGUUACUCCAACAGGGCAGAAAGAAGAUGGUAAAGGCCAGAUGGAAUUGACAAAACAGGCUCAAGUUGCUUGUCCACUCUGCAAAGUGGAGCUUAACAUUGACUCCAAGAACCCUCCCAACUUCAACACCUGCACUGACUGCAAAACCUCUGUUUGCAACAAAUGUGGUUUUAGUCCAAUGCCGAAUAUCUCUAAGGCAAAGGAAUGGUUGUGUCUCAACUGUCAGAUGCAGAGAGCUCUUGGAGCUUCUGAACCCCCAGGCCUCCCAAUGAUGAAAACACAACCUUCACCAAGCAAAGAUUUUCCUGCCCAUAAACAAAAGAAAGAAAGCCCAACUGCUAAUAUUUCCAAGCAAGAGAUUUCUGAGCCAGUCACUGACCCUGCUAACAUUAUUAUGGCCAGAGAAACAGAACUCCUUCUUGUUAGUGAACCAACAAAGGAGGUCUCUUGUGCAUCUGCUUCAGUCCCUGAUGAAAGUGGUCCACCAACUGCCACAAAUGUAGAUGUUUCGCCAGCCUCACAAAAGCCAUGUUCUGAUGUGCCGAAAGUACAACCAGACACACCACAGCAACAAAUUCAGAAAGUUCCUUCUUCUACUAAGCCUGCUAUUCCAACAGAUGAGGCAAAACGAGGUCCACCUACAGACAAGCCUACCUCUACACCACAGCAGAAGGGAUCAAAACAACCCACAAUACAUCCUAAGAAACCUGAGAGCUCUCCUAAGUCUGCAUCGCCAUCAGUUCAGGCUACAAAACCAGAGGCAGGUAGCUUCUUUGGUUUUGGAGGCCCUAAAACACAGCCUACAGCAGAAAAACCUGCAGACUCAGUUACUGGAAAGAUGUUUGGCUUUGGCUCGUCUUUCUUAAGUUCUGCAUCCAAUUUGAUUACUUCAGCUGUUCAAGAUGAAAAUAGAACUACUCCGCCUACUCCUCGUAAGAUGUCCGCCACAGAUAGAGCCUCUCCAAAGCCUACACCACCAGCUUCUCCUAAAACAUUACCAGCACUGGGUGCUAAGGUAACUUCUGUGCAGAAGACUGAGGACAAGAAUUCUGAGAAACCACAGCAGACUAAAAUUCUUCCAACAGAACCAGCCAAAGUGACAAAAUCACCUUCAGACAACUCUAAAGUACCACUAAAUGGGCAAGAUGCUUCCUACAAAGGAAUGGCUUUGUCUAAAUUGCCAGAUGCAGAGGGCAUUGAAAGUGUCAGAGUCUACUGUAGCUCCCGUGGGCAAAACAGACACCAAGCGAAAUUUCACUGGUCUUCUCCAGUUAUACAGAAGGAAACUGUUACACCAAUCAAGCAUAUCCAAAAAGAUGCCAUGGAAGCUGCAACCCCAUUGCCAACUGCUCCACCUCAGGAAGAUUCUGUCAAAAAGGUGCCAGUGGUUUCAGGUUCUGACCAGCAAAAACCAAAUGAAAACCUACAACAAAUGAAGAUUACUCAAAGUACCAAACCAGAAGUAAAGCCAGAUGUUGGAAAACAAGACACUGGAAAAGUGCAGCAACAGCCUGCAAAGCUACCCACACAGCCAACCAAAAUGGCUUCACCAGUUCAGCCUACUAAACAAGAAUCUGGGGGCUUCUUUGGAUUUGGUGCACCUAAGGCACCAGUGGCAGCAGCAAAAUCUACUGAAUCAGUGACUGGGAAGAUGUUUGGCUUUGGCUCAUCUUUUCUUAGUUCUGCAUCUACACUAAUCCAAUCAGCUGUUCAGGAUGAACCUAAAACCACACCACCUACUCCAAGGAAGAUGUCCACUACUGCUCCUACUUCACCUAAAGUCACACCUCCAGUUUCUCCUAAGAUACCCCCUGCCAAAGAUACAAAAGUACCUGCUACACAAAAAUCAGAGCCACUUCAGCAAGAUAAGCCUACUCCACCACCUCAACACGACAAGCCUACUCCACCAACUUUGCAAGACAAGCCGGUUCCACUAUCUCAACAGAACAAGCCUACUCCACCACUUCAACAAGCCAAGCCUGCCUCACCACUUUCACAGAUGAAACAUACUCCACCACCUUUGCAAGAUAAACCUGCUCCACCACCAAAACAGGACAAGCCUGCUCCACCACCACAACAAGUCAAGCCUACUUCAUCAUCUCAGCAAGACAAGCCCAUGCCACCAUCUCAACAAGACAAGCCCAUGCCACCACUUUCACAGACCAAGCCUAAUCCACCACCUUUGCAAUGCAAGCCUGCUCCAUCACCACAACAGGACAAGCCUACUCCACCAUCUUUGCAAGACAAGCCUGCUCCACCACCACAACAGGACAAGCCUACUCCACCACCUUUGCAAGACAAGCCUGCUCCAUCACCACAACAGGACAAGCCUGCUCCACAACCACAACGGGACAAGCCUACUCCACCACCUUUGCAAGACAAGCCUGCUCCACCACCACAACAGGACAAGCCUACUCCACCACCUUUGCAAGACAAGCCUGCUCCACCACCACAACAGGACAAGUCUGCUCCACCCCCUCAAAAAGACAAGCCUGCUCCACCACCUCAACAAGACAAGCCUAUGGCAUCAUCUUUGCAAGACCAGCCUACGCCAUCUCCUCCACAGACCAGACCUACUCCAUCAUUUCAAGAAAAAAUAGAAGGUUCACCACUGUCCACAGAGGUGAACAAGGUUCUUCCUACACCAAGUGUGUCUACCUGUCCUCUGUGUAAGGCUGAACUGAAUGUGGGAUCAACAGAUAGUCCAAAUUACAACACCUGCACUGAAUGCAAAAACACUGUCUGCAAUUUCUGUGGAUUUAAUCCCAUGCCUCAUACUGCAAAAAAGGAAUGGUUGUGCUUGAGCUGCCAAACUCAAAGAGCUUUGUCAGGACAACUCGGAGAUUCAGAACAAAUGUCUCAACCUACAUAUGUGCCUGCCAAACCAGAAAUCCAGGCAACAUCAACUUCUGACAUGGCUGCGUCCAAAACCUCACCCAUCAAAAUUGAGCUCACAACUGAAGUCACGGCACCAAAAACUGCCCCUACUGAGGGAGUACAAAUAAUUUCAGCUACAACACCGAAGGAAGAACCUGCCAAGAUAAAAAACCUAGCUCCUGUUCCUUCCAUAGAAAAAGAAAAGGAGAGAAAACAGUUAGACACCAUGAUAGAUGUUUCAUCUGUUGCCUCAGAUAAACAGUCUUUUGAAGAUUCCAUUCAAGAACCUGUCGUAGCAAAGCCUGAUGUGUCAAUCACCAAAACUUCUGACAUGGAAACUGUUAAAGAGGAGAAACUGCAACCAUAUUUACAAGAACAGGAAAAGGCAGUGGAAUCUGGAAAAACAAAAGCAGCUGACAGCAAGGAACUGGAUGAUAAGAUGAUUGAAAAGAUUACUGACAUCUCAACUCAAGUUUCACAGCCACUCCUUACAGCGAGACUGGCCUCCGUUGAAACCAACAAAGAGUUAGCAGAAAAAAGAAGAGAUCUCCCUCAAACCGAGCAAGCAGCAAAUACACUCAGUUUUGGAAAAGAAGAGUAUGAUGAUGAUCAACCCCAGAUUUUACCUGUCCUUCAAGAACAGCCUGAGAUGAAGAUUUAUGAUACAGCGAAGAAUGAUUCAAGUAUAGAUCACUCUAUGCCAGAAAAAGAGGAAGUUAAGCCAGAGAGAAGGCGUUUAAGUUUACAAGCAAUGGAGAGCAGUGAAAGUGAAGUUACACCUUCAUCAUCCCCUAAAAUUGGAAGAAGGAUCUUAAAGGUUAGCACUGUUUCAUCUAGCAGCGAGGACAAAACUGAAGGUGCUGAUUCUUCCAUAGAAGAUGAUGAGUUCAUACGCAAUCAGAUUUUGGGUAUGGGAGAUGAGAAAGACAUGUCCAUAUCAGAAGAUGAGAAAGAAAGUAACUUAGAAAAUAUGGAAGCUUUCCAGAGUAAUACACUUGACAAUGCUUCUAUCAAAGCCAAAUCUGUUUUGAACAAGGGUGAAUCAAAUAUUAAUACCCAGACUGAAUUACCCAUUAAAAAUGAUGCUGCAAUUUCUCAAAAUAUUCCCGAAUCAUUUCCAAAGACUCAUUUUAAGAAAGCUAUUCCUGUAUUGAGGCAGAGGCAAAGCACUGAUGAAGAAAUAGAUAGCCUCACUGAAUCCUUGUCAAAGGGUUCAUCCAGUAUUCAAGCAUCAAGCGUGACUCCAGGGUCUUCACCUUCAUCAGUUUCAUCUUUGGAAGAGGACAGUGAUAGCAGUCCAAGCCAAAAGAAAGGUAGUGAGCAAAGACAUCAUCGCAAAAGUAGACAGAGGUACCCCACUCAGCCUCUUCCUACUAUUGAAAACUCCUCUGAUGAAGAAAAGACAAAGACACAAGACAAACCACUGUCUUCACCCAGUGAUGUGUCCUCUUCAGAAGAUUUAAGGCAGGUCACUGUCAUCAACGAAGGCCAUAAAACAUUUGGCUCAGAGUACUCUGCCAGUAAAGAAUCUGAACCAGAGAUUAAGAGAGCUGUACAAAGAGGACGUAAACCUUCACCAACAGUAAUACCUUACACCCCUUCUGAUCAAUUUGAAGAAAAAGACACAGCAACAAAAUCAUUAAAGAGUGCUGAAGAAGCAUAUGAGGAAAUUAUUCAGAAAACAAAAGCUAUUCCAGGAGAAAGUCCCCCCGAUAUUGAACCCCUUUAUGGAGGACUGGCAAUAGAAGACUAUCUUUAUGAAUCUUUAGUAGAGGAACCAGAAAUUAAAAUAAGUGAAACUCAAGAAGAACCUGAAUUUGAUACUGCUUCUCAAUCUUUUAAAAAGCUCAGAUCCCCUGAAGAAGUUUAUGAGGAGAUGAUGCAAAAAAAAAGGGAACUGAUGAUGAUAGAGCAAGAAUUUCAACAAGCCUGGACAGCAAUGGAUUCUUCCUCAUUGGAGGCUUUGGUCCAGGAGCUUCCUUCAGAGGCUGACACUUGUGUGGUGACUAUAUCUGCUGAAGAUGGCAUACCCACUGAAGAUACUCAGAUUACUGAACAAAAAUAUAUACCUCCCUCAGAUAUUGAUACUUUAAGUGAACUACCAGUAAAGAGAAAAAAACGUCCAGCACCCCCACGCCCAUCUGAGCCCCCUAGGCGCACUGAGGUAACAGUUGUUGCCAGUACUCCCAGUGGAUCCAUAACUUUUGUCAGGCCUAUGGUUCCUCAAGAUCCUGCGCUCAGAAAGGCACUGUUUCCAAUACCAGACCUUAAGAUUACUCAAUGCUCAUCUGGUGAAGAAGAGGAUGAUAGUCUUGUAGAUGAGUAUGCCAUAGGUAUUUCAUCUGACAUUACCCCCAGUGAUGACUCUGAUACAAAAGAUCAGUCCAUAAGUCCAUCUUUGUCCGAAACCAACGACAUGGAGCCUAUAUGUGUUAUUUGUGAAAUUCCAGAGCCAAAGCCCAUCCCAACUCCAAUAUCAGCCCCAGAGCUAACAACUACACCUUCUCCUGUUUCACCAGUUUCACCCCCAACUUCACCAGCUUCUCCAGAUUCUAGUUUGGCCUCAAAUGUCUCAUCAUCAUCUUCAUUUCAGGCUCGAACACCACUUUCAUCUGACUCAACUCCACUGUCCACACCAACCCCUCCAACUUCAAUAAAAGACCAUUCAGUUGAAGAAACCUUAUUGCCAUUGUCUACCACAUUUGAAGCAGCACCAUCAAGUGAAACAUUAAUUCCUUAUUAUGAUUUAGCCACUGUUGUAGUUACAAUUCCAGAUUUGGUAUCUGAUCCAUCCAAAAUUCAAGCAACACAGACCGUUCAAAGAAAGUCUUUUACAACUAAGACCCCAGCUCCACCCUCGUUUGAGACUUCAUCUGCAGUAACUUCUAAGGUCCAAAUGCCAGACUUAGUUUCCUCUCCAUCACAAGUACCAAUUAAAGUUCCACCUGUUUUACAAGUUUCAGCACCAAGUCCAGCACCUAUUGUUGUCUCAGCUCAGCCUUUAGUCCAAAUCAUACCUGCACCUAUUGCUACCACAACUUCAGCUUCAACAAGUGAUCUCUCAUCAUCAAUCUCUGUGGUAUCAUGCCUUGAGCCUGUCAUAGUCCAGAUGCCAGACUUGGUUUCAACUAAUGCUCCAAUUAUUUUACAAACACCACAACCAAUCUCAGCCCUCAUAACUACCCCAGCUCAAGCUCAAGCCAAAGUAGUACAUUCAGUCCCAGUACAAUCAUCUGUACCAUUAAUGAGAACAGUGGUAGUCCCAGCAAAAGUUCAACCUGAGCAGGGAACUAUAUCAUCUCCAGCAUUAACUACUGUUGUCAAAAAGAAAGUCCCUCCUCCUCCCCCUCCUCGAUCUACUUCAGUUUCAUUACCCUAUACCACCUCUGAGAUGCCCCUUAUAAAGACAGCCAUGUCAUCUGCAUCAGCUAUUGCACCCACAGUCACUGCCCAACCAAUGCAAUCUGUAGUUGUAGAUAUACAGCCAAGAAUGGACAUUGCACAAUCAGGUGGUGCACCUGUUCCUCAAGUAGUGACUCCAACUAGACAAGGGCAUGUAGUUAUCAUUGUACCAAGCAGUGGAAAAAAUAUCUCUACUUAACACACCAAACAGGAUGGAGAUGAUGCAGAGCCAAAUGUUACUUCUCGUGCAUAUGGUAGUCAACAAACUACAAAUGAUACACUGUGUACAGACACUUCAACUGUGAAAGUGCUUUCAGCUCCACUACUUCAACCUAAACCUACACAUGGAGCAAAAGUGGUAUCAAGUGGGGAUGUAACUCCUGUAACAGACCCAACCUCAUCACCUCCACCCCUUUUACCCAAACCACUUGGAAGCUCUGUUCCCACUUUAGUCACUAUAGCAACAGUUGCCCCUGUUUCUGUAACAGUGUCCAGUCCUUGUCAUAUCUCUAAACCUCCUCCACCCAUACCACCCAAGCCUAUAUCAAUUCCAGCUGGAUUAGUUUUUACCCACAAGCCAGGAGAGAAUAUCAGACCUCCUCCUCCUGUGGCACCCAAAGCAGCAACGCUGCCUAGGAUGAAAGAACCUCCAAAAGCCCUGUCUCUUAGCCUUGCAAGACCUUCGGAGUCUAAACUGGGUACAACAUCUCCCAAGUCACCUGUGUCCCCUAGGCAUGCAAAAUGUUUACAGACAUAUGUGGUGAUCACUCUACCAUCUGAGCCUGGCUCUCCAACUGAGACAAUAACAGUUCAAGCACCUGUUAGGCGAAAAUCCAUCCCGUCUUCUACAGUGUCAGACAUUCAAACAACAGUACCAGAGAAGAAGACACCCACUGAAAUUAUUUCAGCACAGGCUACAGUUAGGAGGGCAUCUGUCCCCACUAUUAAGCAUCCACCGCCGAUUAUUAAAGCAGUCAAUGUGGAAGCAGAGCAAACAGAAACCUCUGAGGUGGUGACUGGCAAAGUACAAACAGGCAAAUUCUCUGUGCCCCCUGCUGUGCAACCAAUAUUUUCUGUUGCUGAUGUGAUUACAGUGUCAUCAGAUCAGAAAUCCUGCAUCAUGGCACAUGCUGUAGCACCAACAAUCAAGAAGUCAUAUGUGUCACAAGAAGACUCAAUAACUCAACCCCAUUUAACUUCUGAACCAACAUCAGAAUUAUUUCCAAAACCCACUGAGCCAAAAUGUUAUCUGAUUCUGAGAGAUCAAUCCAUAGUAAAUGAGCAAUCUGGACCAUCUGUGUCUCAGCAGCGAUGUGCAGUUACAGAAGUGGGAACAGUAUUUCCAACAAGUUUAUCUGAAGAGCCAAUUCUUCAGUCAACCAAACCAAUUGCAACUGUACAACCAGGGUGUCUUGGAGAAGCUGUUUUUGUGCCAGAGCCAUUGAAACCACAUGUAGAAGUAGUUGUCCAUGGGACACCACCUACAGUACACUCUAUAAAUUAUGAUCAGCAUGUUUUAUCUCAAAUAGAUGUGCAAGGUACAGAGCAUAUGGAACAAGACAAAGAUAACUGUGUCACAGAGGCAGUUCUGAUUAGAUCAGCAAUACAAGAUGAGAGUUAUGAAUUUGCAGCUGAAGAACCAGAUACAGCGAUUGAAGUUGUUGUUCACUGUAAAGAUGAAAACAUACCUCGGGUUUUUGAAGAUGCAUUCCCCUUAUCAGAGCUCUCAUCAACUCAACAAACUGAUCAAUCUUCAGAAAAUAGGGUUGUGGUGACAGACCAGAUAUUCACACACCAGCUAAAUCUUGAUGCUUUAGAAAGUACACUCUCUACAAAGUUUGAAUACCCCUCAGAAGUUGUUACAACUGACCCUGGUUUUAGGUUGCCUGAGGUUGCUGUAGUGUCUCCUGUACCUCAUCCUCUCACUGUUGCCACUGUUGUGACACCAACAUCUAAAGUGUCUGAGUUAAUGCCACUACCUACAGUUGCUGAAACUGUAGCAAUUACAAGCAUAGGGUCAACACUUUCACAUCAUAUGGAAGGAAUUCAACACGUUUCAACACAAAGAGAUAUUAGUUAUACUCCCCAGCAGAGUGAAACAAGUGCAGCCACAAUUAUGUCAUAUCCUGUGGCAUCAAUGGAAGAAAUACCAUUGCAAUCUAGACAUGAAAGACUAGCAGGAUUCCCACCAAAAUAUGAAGAUGAAAUGAUUUGUUACAUGCCUUCAUUAGAGAUACAACAGCAUGAACUUGCAGAAUUCCCAGUCAUAACAAACGAUGAGACUACUUAUAGAAGGAGGUCAUCUAUUUCAUCCAUAGUACAAUCACCAUACACCACUAGUGAUUCAUUUAUUUAUCCUGCAGAGCUUGAAAUGCCUUAUCAGGUGUACGACUCUGCACGAGCAGAGUCACUUGCUGCUGCUAGACAAGAAUCCAUAACCAUGCAACAACCACAGCAGUUUGCACAAAUAAUUACCAUGCCAGCUGAAAAGGACUUUCCAGUGGUUGGCUAUGAAGCUGGAGUAUCUUACAGAAGGGGAUCAAUUCCAUUAUCACAACAGCAACCAGAAGUCUCAACUCAUCCAUGUGAAUAUGAUCAUUUACUGGACACAAUGACCCAAGAUGCACAUACCCAUAUAAGCCCAGUAGCCUCUGUACCAGAGAUUCCACUGAGUGUAUCUGUGGCUCCAGUCACCAUCACCAAAAUUCAACAAGAGUCAAUUGAGAGCAAAGAGAUAAGAGGACCAGAAAAAAUGGUCUCCAGUAUGAGUCACAUGUAUUCCUCUUCGAUUUCCACCUCAAGUCAGCCUCCUGAAAGCCUGUCUAGUCGGGUCACUCAAGUGGUCACCACUGAAGUUCAACGGACUACUGUUUCUGUUGUCCAUGAAAGACUCCAACAAGUUCCUCCACAAAGCAUAGCCAUCACUAUACAACCAGACAUAGCAAAAGUCCAACCCCUUCCUAAACAAAAUGGCAGGAUUAUUUAUCCUAGUGAUAUUAUUGAUUUACGCACUAUCAAGUCAGGCAUAAAAAUGACAGAGCAAGGCAUGGAUCUGACGCCACCUGAGUCUUGCCGACAGUCUGUUUCAAGUGACUCAAGUGGACGUCAUAUUACUGCAGUGCAGCCUGAGAUUGUAAAUCUUAGUGCUGAGCUUAUCCCUGCAACAACACUGUCUGUUGUUACUGACAGCAUCACAAUAGUCACAUGCACAGCAACCAUUGCUUCAUACAAUACCACUCCAGCAGAGAAACCACUUGAUUUACAGGGUCCUGUUGCAUCACUGCCAUUACCACUCACCACAUCCACAUACAAGCCAUUCGAACCACUCGCACAAAUCGUCUACAGACCUGUAAAGGCCUCACCUGUAUUCACUGAUGUAGUAUCUAUGACUCAAGACAUACCCAUGAAUCUUUCCAUUGAAGCUCUUGUCUCCUCUGGAGGAAAACAGUCAUUGACUUCAGCACCAACAAUUAUCAGCAAUGUAGGCCCUGUUGUAUCUCUUGAGGCUACGGGAGCCAUGGACUUGUCAAACUAUAAACCAAUGAGGGCAAUUGUGGCAUUGUCUGAUACAGACCAAGGAGUGGUGACCUCUAUUGUAGAGGAUGAUGGGGUUCCAAUUGACCUGACUGCUGGCAGAAGGAGCAUCUGCUGUGAUGUAAUUUACAAGCUACCAUUUACCGGAAGCUGCAGAACACAAGCUCCUGUAACAACUCAACCUGACAACCAUUCUGGCUUCAAAGAUCAUGUAGGACUGUAUAGCAUUAAAGGUACUAAUGGGAUAAAAGCAUCAUUAUCUGAGACUAAUCUAACAAGCACGGGACUGUCCAUCUAUGAUCUCAAAAAUGACUACUUCAGCGGCUCUUCUGACACAGCUGUCGACCUAACUGCUGCUAAGCUUUCAGCUGGCGAGGCACUAGACUACACAAGCAAAGCAACCAAUGUCUACUCUGCGAUGAUUACUUCACCAUACUCCCAGGUUCCUGCUGCUGGGUUUGGUGUAAAUAGUGCUUUAAGAACCUCAGAUGGAAUAGUUUAUUCCUCCGUUGCAGCACCAGUUCCAUCCACAUAUGCAAUUACAACUCAACCAGGUUCCAUCUUCAGCACUACUUUUACCCCUAUAUCAACUGUGCAGGAUCAGUCCUUACUGCAUUCAUAUGGAUUUGUUCCAACAGAGUCAGGGCAGCUUGUUCCCUUUGAGGCAGAGCUAUCUAAAGAAUUCUUCCCUACAGCCCUGGCCGACAUAAUAACCGGCUACCCCGAAAUGUACUCAGACACCACCCUGGAAGCAAUUGCUGCUUCUUUAGAUGUUCUAGCUUCUUCACCAAUAUUUCCAGGCUUAGACAACACCAAAAUGGCCCAGUAUCAGAUGGAGAGGGAGUUUCUAGAGUUAGAGAAACUUAAGCAGCUAUGUCUUGCUGAGGAGCUGGAAUGGGAAAGACAAGAAAUUCAGCGUUACAGAGAACAGGAGCAACUUAUGGUGCAAAGAGAACUUGAAGAACUUCAAGCACUGAAACAGCAGCUUCUUCUUCAGCAAGAAGAAGAACAUCAUGCACACAUGGUGGCCCAACAGGAGACCUAUGCUCAACAGAAAGAACAGUUGCAGCAAAUCCAACAACUCCAACUCCAACUCCAGAGGCAACUUGAUGAGCACUACAGCAGUACUGGUAUGACAGGAAACCUUUUAGAAGCUAAAUAUGCAGGGGUAGGAGACAGUGGUCAGUACUGGCCUGUAAAAGAUGAGUCUACACUUCCAUCUACAUUAGCACAAACAGAACAACACCAUGAGCAGCUUAACAUAGUAAAACUUCCAGCUGACCAGGAUCUAGGGAAAAAAAUCCUUGACAGCGGUGUACAAACAGAUGAUGAAGACUCUGCAGAAAAGCAACAAAUGGGAAGAAAAAAGAAAACAAAGAGAAACAUUGAUAGCUCAGCUCAGUCUGAUGAUGAUGAACAAGAGGAGUGGGAUGCCCCCACCAAAGUUCGACGUCGUUCUCGAAAGCAUAGCAGUGAUGGAAAACAUGGCUCCAAGGUGUCUAGCAUUGCCAUCCAGACAGUAGCAGAAAUUUCUGUGCAGACUGACCACUCUGGAACUAUCAAGAAACCCAAUGUCCAAAUGGACACUAAGAUAGAAAUCAUUAAGCACAUAUCAUCUCCAGAAAACUUUCACAGAGGUGGCAGUCUGAGCUGUCAGACAGACACAGACAGAAGGAAUUCACCUGUUGAUGUUGGAUAUAGCACACAACUAACGGCAGAUAUCCCCUCUAAAGCUAAAGUUCUCUACAGCCAAGUCUCUCCGUUAUCUCCAGAAAAGUCCUAUGGAGGACAAAGAAUGCUAACUGCUGACCCAUCCAGAUUUUCCUCUGGCCCUCGGAGUUUAAAGGCUGGCCAAAAGUCUCUGUCAGAUCCUAAAUCUCUUAGUCCUUCAACAGAAGACAGAAUUGGAGGAUACUAUACCGAAGGCUAUUCUGUCAGAGGGUCUUCUUCUAGCAGUGGUAAGAAAGUAAAGCGAACCCUACCAGACCCCCCUCCUGAGGAUGACACGUUGGCGGGAAGAUCUGGAUAUAGCACCAACUCUGCUCGUCGCCGUCUUGCUCGCAGCACCACAAUGGCCCGAGCAAAGAUUCUGCAAGAUAUAGACAAGGAACUUGAUCUGGUGGAGAGGGAAUCCUCUAAACUACGCAAGAAACAAGCUGAGCUUGAUGAAGAGGAAAAGGAGAUUGAUGCCAAGUUGCGAUAUCUGGAGAUGGGUAUAAACCGUCGAAAGGAGGUCUUGUUAAAGGAAAGAGAAAAGAGAGAAAGGGCAUAUCUCCAGGGGGUGGCGGAGGAAAGAGACUACAUGUCAGACAGUGAGGUUGGCAACAUAAGAGAAACUCGGGGGGAAGGCCUGGAAAGACCACGGACUGCUCCUCAGUCAGAAUUUGAUCAAUUCAUCCCUCCCCAAACUGAGGCUGAUUCCCAAUACAACACCCUUACAAGUCCCUAUUCUCAAUAUGGUCAGUAUGUUCCUCAGACCCAAACCACAAGCCAUUACACCCAGCAGAAUUUGUAUCAGCAGCAGUCCCUAUACCAUCAACAGGUGUCUCCUUACCAAACACUAUCGCUCUCCCAUGCUCAAGCUCAGCCUAGCAGCUACCAACAUGCUUUGCUUUUGCAACAAGGAAAGCAGCGUCAAACCACCUUGUCUGAGUUAGAGCCUAAAAUUACCACCAACUAUGAGGUGAUACGCAACCAACCUCUGCUCAUUGUUCCAUCUUCUACAGAAAGUGGCUAUGGGGUUGCUCACAUGGGUGGGAAGUAUGGCAACUUAGAUUUGAGGUUAGAGGAAAGAAGCAUGGCCUCUAGUCCAAUGUCAAGUAUUUCUGCUGAUUCCUUCUACGCUGAUAUUGACCAUCACAAUGCCAGGAACUAUGUGCUUAUAGAGGACAUAGGAGAGCUUACCAAGGCUUCAACAGGACUUGGCAGUUCUGCCAUGGGUUCUGGAUUUAGCCUACCUGAUAAAGAGCUAUCAAAAGCAGACAGGCUACUCAGGGCAGCUGAAGCCAGACGUACAGCAGAGGUAGCUGAAUUUUUGGGCUCAUCACGCUAUGGAAAAGGAGAAGAUGACUCUAUGGAGGAGCCCUAUGAACUGAAGUUGCUGAAGCAACAAAUCAAGCAAGAGUUUAGACGGGGAACUGAAGGGCUAGAACAUUUAACAGGCCUUGGCCUUUCCCAGUAUCUCUCGAGUGAUAGCAGUUUUCGCCAUUUCCCUAAAGGGGAGAAAUAUAGCAUUGGAAGACUCACUCUUGAAAAGCAGGCUGCAAAGAAUCUUCCCGCAGCUAUGCUUUACCAGAAACAGAUGAAGAACAAAAAAGCAUUGCUCGACUCAAAGGCCAUCACAAAAUUUUCCCCAAUUCAGGAGAGUAGGGACCUUGAGCCAGAAUUUGGUACCUACAUGGGAUCUGGAACUUCUUCUGUGUCCAGUCUAGCAGCUAGGGCUAGGUUACUUCAGGAUGAAAUUACAUUUGGGUUAAGAAAAAAUUUGUCUGAGCAGCAAAAAUAUUUGGGGUCUUCUUUAGGAGCCAACCUUUCAGGUUCUCUUAACCUUGGCCAGUCUCUUAGCUUAGGAUCCUCUAUCAGAGGCAACAUUCAGGAGGAUGGCACAUAUCCAAGUGGCACUCGAUCCCGUCCCUCUUCUCGACCCUCUUCCCGACCAUCUUCUAUAUAUGGCUUAGAUCUGUCUAUCAAAAGGGAUUUGUCUAGUUCCUCACUCAGACUAAAGACAGAGGGGGAGGUCCUGGACGCAGCAUUUGCUCCUGGAGUCUCCAGAGCAAAACCUACUAGUUUGCCUAUCAGCCAAAGCCGGGGCCGUAUCCCCAUUGUGGCUCAGAACUCUGAGGAAGAAAGUCCUCUGAGCCCAGUGGGGCAGCCUAUGGGUAUGGCUAGAGCUUCUGCUGGUCCUCUGCCUCCCAUUUCUGCAGACUCUAGGGAUCAAUUUGGGUCUAGCCAUUCCUUGCCAGAAGUACAACAGCAUAUGAGGGAGGAAUCUCGGACACGUGGCUACGAUAGAGAUAUCGCAUUCAUCAUGGAUGAUCUGCAAGGUGCCAUGUCUGACAGUGAAGCCGGAGGCCCAAACUGGAAUAUAGAAGCCUACCACUUGAGGAGAGAGGACACAGAUUGGUUUGAUAAGCCAAGAGAAGGGCAACCUCAGAGUGGAUACAUGUCAGAUAGGAGACAGAUGAAAUUGGUUCCCUACACCUUCCCUCACACUCGUGUGAAGCUUAAGAGAGAUAUGACAGACACCAGCGUCUCAGGCAAUGGACUUGGAGUCCGUGUUGUUGGUGGUAAGGAGAUUCCAGGCAGUCGUGGUGAGAUUGGAACCUACAUUGCUAAGGUUAUUCCUGGAGGCAUGGCGGAACAAACAGGGAAAAUUGUAGAGGGGAUGCAGGUGUUGGAAUGGAAUGGAGUUCCGCUAACAGGGAAGACUUAUGAAGAAGUGCAGUGCAUUAUGGGCAAGGCUGGUACAGAGGCGGAGCUCUGUGUGAGACUUGACCUUAAUAUGCUGUCUGACCCUGAGCACCCACAGGCCCUGGAUCACCAUAUCCAACUCAAGGCUGCAGGAGGUCAGCGAUCUCCUGGUGUGGAUCCUAAACAGUUAGCUGCAGAGCUCCAAAAGGUAUCCCAACAGCAAACUCCUGACAUAGCAGGAACAGGGCCUGGGAGCUUCGGAGUCCUGUCCGCAUUGGAACGUUCGGCCCUCCUCCACUCGGGCCCUGGGUCAGCAGCCUCAAGUGGGGUCCCAAGCCCUGGGCAACCGGGAUCCCCUGCCAUCAACAAGAAACAACGCCACAAGCCAACAGAGGUGAUGAAAGCACCUCAUCCCAUCACUGGAGAAAUUCAGCUCCAGAUUAACUAUGACAGAAAUCUGGGAAACUUGAUCGUACAUGUUCUGCAGGCAAGAAACUUGGCCCCCCGAGACAAUGACGGUUACUCUGACCCUUUUGUGAAGGUCUACCUUUUACCAGGGAGAGGCCAAGUCAUGGUUGUCCAGAAUGCAAGUGCUGAUAACAAGAGAAGGAUCAAGUAUGCACAGAAGACAACAAAUCCAGAAUGGAACCAGACUGUCAUCUACAAGAACAUCCAUUUGGAGCAGUUAAAGAAAAAGACACUGGAAGUAACAGUGUGGGACUAUGACAGAUCCUCCUCCAAUGACUUUCUUGGAGAAGUUCUGAUUGACUUGUCAAACACAGCUCAACUGGACAACACUCCCCGCUGGCUGCCUUUGAAAGAGCAGAGUGAAAGCAUCGAACAGAGCAGAAGUCACCAUGCUUCCCAAGCUCCACCAGGGUCUGGGUCAGGACAAGGUCAUGGUCAGGGACAUUUCACAUGUCAGGGUCAUGUGUCAGGAUCUGGACAGGGACAUGGAAUGGGACAAAGUCAAGGACCAGGACAGGGAGAUCUGAGUCAUGAUUCACCUAAGAACUCUGUGAUCAAGAGCAGAAGCCAUGGAAUCUUCCCCGACCCAGCCAAAGACAUGCAAAUGUUACCUUUGGAAAAGUCCCACAGCAGCCCGGGCAGCUCCAAGUCUUCCUCUGAUGGCCAACUGCGCUCGCAUGGCCCAUCCCGAAGUCAAAGCAAGAGUAGUGUCACUCAAGCCCACCUUGAAGAUGCUGGGAUAGCCAUUGCUGCCGCAGAGGCUGCCGUGCAGCAGUCCCGCCUGCAACCAAGACCGGGACACCGACUAGGUGAUGUCUCAGGGUCAGUGGUGCUGUCUGCCCCAAGCCUUGUUGGAGAUGCCUAUGGUGGUCUGGAUGGGGAAGAAGGGGUGGGCAUUGGAGUGGACAGUGCCAUUUUUCAAGUCCCACGAAUUGGUAAGACUAUUCCUAACGGUACCGACAAAAAUCAACAAAUCACUCCAGAAAAUGAAGGUGGAAAAACUCAAGUAAUUGGGGAAAUUAAGGUUGCUCUUAAGAAGGAGGUGAAGACGGAGGGAGACCAGCUGGUCCUAGAAAUCCUUCAGUGCAGAAAUAUCACUUAUAAGUUCAAAAGCCCGGACCAUCUGCCAGACCUAUAUGUCAAGUUGUAUGUGGUUAAUGUAGCCACUCAGAAGAGGAUCAUCAAGAAAAAGACCAGAGUUUGUCGACAUGACCGAGAGCCUUCCUUUAAUGAGACCUUCAGAUUCCCCCUCAACCCAACGGGACAUUCAAUACAGCUGUUCUUGGUGUCCAACGGUGGGAAGUUUGUGAAGAAGACUUUGAUAGGCGAAGCCUAUAUCUGGCUUGACAAGGUGGACAUGAGGAAGAGAGUGGUCAGCUGGCACAAACUGUUCGUCAGCUCUAACUUGACUAACCCUUGAGUGCAAAACAGUAAUUUGAAAGAAAUAAUAGGCAAAAGGGAAGAAAGAAGACAAAAGAGUAACAUAACAGAAAUAAUCAAGAAAUUAUGUAUUGAGUUUAUAGAUCUUUAGAUGAAGGGAACUAUGUGACGAUAACAUUGCAUGUCUUGUCAGUCCAACACUGCCAGCGCAUGUUUCCCUCUUCUAAUGUCAGUUCUCUUUAGGCUUUGCGUGGAUCCAAACAUGCAAAGGCAGUUACAGACUGAUAUUUCCCUGCAAUAUGGCUUAAAGACAGUUAUGUUUUUGAUAACAUAGUUCAGUUGUAUGAUCCAUAAGAAUAAUUUUGAUAUUGCACGAGAGAACUUCACCAACUAACUCAAGAAAAAGUUAGAAAAUUUUAAUUAAUUUAAAAAAUGUAUGUAAUUGUUACGAAACUUUACAGACAUCAGUGGUGUGGAACGCAUAAUUAUUUUUUAAUGACAGAACAACUAAUUUAUGUCUGAAAAAAUAUGAGACUGUUGAACUUUUGCUGUGGGAUGAAGAUGAACUGUACAGCACUUCUAACAUUUCUGUUAUCCCACAUGCAGACCACAGAGCAUAUCAAAGAAUUGUACAGUGUGAUAUAUUAAAAUCCUUAAAAUUAACAUAUACAGAAUAUAACUAAAUACAACACAGAGUAUAAGAGUUAUUCUCUUGUUGUCAGAUUAUAUUAUCAGAUAAUAUCAACAAAAGUUCUAGGUUGAGGCAGUGGGUGGCGCACUGACAAUCCAGUAAUCUAAUGUAAAAGCAGUCCUCAUAACAUUUAGGUGAAUAUGGACCUUUGUGAGCUCAAGGUAGGCCAUAUUGUCACACUGAUGCGCCUCUGUGUUGAUAGGCCUCCAAUCAUGGGCCAAGUCAACAUCAAUGGAUAAAUUAUAUAACACAAGCAUCAUAUUUAGGGGGGAGACUAGAAGAAAGAAUAGCAUCUUGCACAUGCUGUGUUGAAUGUAACAAAUGUUACAACUGUUCAGAAUGACAGAAGUUUACACAUCUGUGUCAUUUGUGCAACAUUUUACUCUUAGUUUGCUGCAGUUUUUUCCUCUGUGUAGGUCUCUUCAUGUUAUCAUUGUUGCUAUGGACAUGUAAAUUAUAGAAGUUGUGUCAAAACCACAGUGUAAAUCUAGAAGCUCUGUGUGACUGCUCUGCUGUCUCUGUGUUAGCAAAGACCUUCUAUUUUGGCUUUAUCUGGAAAUUAUUUCAAAAUGUAGAUAAAAAAAUGUCAAAUGCUCCUCUGUGUCUCUGGCUGUAAAACACACACACAAAAAACGUUUUGUCUCAGUGACUCCUGUUAAACACAGUGGACCAGCAUCUUUCACUGCCUGUGAUCAAAUUAUUUUCUCAGGCAUGAUCAGGGUCAGAGGAACACAUAGAGCCAAGUCUCAGUACCCAUGUGUAUGCAGGGGACCCAUAUAUGUAUGUUCUUGUUCAUAUUUUAAUAUUUUGCAACCACAUCAAUAAAAUCAGAAAAGAAGAUAAAGAAAAAAAUGUGAGAAAAAAAUUUAAAGAGAACUACUGUCAGUGUGUUUAAUUGUAAAGCAGGGCUGAUACAACUUUCCAUCAAGAAACACACAAAGAGCAAGAUGUCACUCAUACAUUAAGGUAUAGUGCAGAAGAUACCAUACCCAAAAUGGUAAAAUAUUUGUUGUGCCAUCCACUACUUAUUUCCUUUUUAUGUAUUAAAGGGGGGGUAUUAUGUAAAAUAAUUUUUUUAGUUUUAUAUAAUGUUAUGUUAUUCCCUCAUCAAAACAUCCUUGGAGUGUUGCUUUGAUUCUUUCAAGCGUGUUUGAGAAAUCCUUGAAUGUACCGUGGCAGCCAUUCGGGGGUAACUAUACACUUGCUCAUACAAAGUGUCGCUUAUUUACCCAAAGCUCCAGCUUGAAGCUGCUUCCACUCCACACACCCCUGAACCCACGCGCCUUUCCAACUCUGCUCCAUCAGACUAGCAGCAGCAGCAGUUAGAAAACUCUUGGUGGAACUGCACAUCUGCUGAGCAUACAAACUAUUUCUCAAUCCAACGCUCCUAAGACUGCUUGACUUCCAUGAUGAUGAAAACAGCAUCAUGGAAGAGCAUUAUGUUGACAUGCUGAAGGUGGAGUGUUAGAAAGAGUACAAGAAGCUUCUUAGACACAAUGACCAAUUCUGAGGCGUCAAAUUGGAAAGUCAAAAUUCUUUUAAGUUAUUUUUGAUAUAUGCAGCAUUUUCACAACUGACUGUAACAUAGUUACUUGAUUGUGCUAUAAAAUGGCACUAUGUGCCUAAAAAAUACAUAAUACCGCCCCUUUAAAUAUAUUUCUAUAUUUAUUGAUUUUUGUAUUUUCUUUUUUUGUUACAUUUUUCCAAGAACCAUUAGUUCUUUUAAGGUAAUUCUAUGCAACAUAUGUAUUUGAAUGCAUUUGUGUUAUAUUCUGUGAACAUAUCGUCUAUAAAUGUCCUGUAGAAAAGUAACUAUGAUUUGUACAUUUGGUGAGAGAAAAAUAUUAAAUAUCUUUAUUUUGUACUUAUUUUAGUAUAUAUCGAUGCUAACUACAGUUAACAUCUACAUGGAGCUUGUGCACUUUAUUACAAUGUUUGUUUUUUUUGUCUCGUUUUAAUUGUCGGGACAUUCCGAAUUACACUGGUUUGUGUCUCUGCACUAACAAUUAAAUGAAUCACAGUGUAUGUGGUAUGUGAUGGCAGGAACUAUUGUAGUGUACAUUUUGUAUCUAUGUGGCAAAAGAUAAACAUAUAAACAUGUAGAGGUUUCCCAAAAGGGAUGCACAAUCUCCAGUGAAAUCAACUACUCCAUCCUCAUAGUGUACUGAACAGUCUGUGUACACAGUGCAGUAAAUAAGAUCUCAUCUUAUUGCCCAGUCAUGACUGUCAAACCUCUUGUGUUUCAUUAGACUUCAUUCUAAAAACUGUUUAAGAUCAACCGUUGCCUGUAAUUGUGAACCCAUUCAUUUGUUGUUGUCUUGAGGGGUGUGAAUGUGCUCAAGUUGUUUGACAUGUGUACAUAAAGUGUUUAUUUUCUACAAUGACUGAAUGUUUAUAUGUCUGAGGUUUGAGCAUGUGAGUGUUAAAAAAAAAUACAAAGCAAAUCUAAAUCACAGAACACUUGUAAUUGUACAGCAGGUGGGUGUCUAGAGUCCUUUAAGGAGAGUUGAGACUUCAUAAAAACAUGUGCUGUCCACUGAUGAUUAUUAGUGAGAUUAUAUCCUCGAACCUGCAAAAAGAACUUACAAGGUGGUAAAAAAAAAAAAAAAAAGAAUCUGUUCAACUUAAGUAGUUGUCUGGAACUUUUAGUUUUGGAUGUUGCAUGUUUUGUUGAUGGUUUGUCUGUAUUUUGACCACAGAUUAUGUUUCAAAACAGAGAAAAUAUGUAUAGAUUUAUCUGUAUGCUGAGUGUAAAGAGAUAUGCUUGUAAAAUUGUCUUGUUUUUCACUCAGUGUAAAAACAAAGCAUAUAAUGUUAUGGUUUUGUGGUUGUACACCUGGGUGUGUUGAGAUAUGCAAAUUGUGUUGUAAAAAAACAUUUCCCUUGAGUCAAAAGAAUAAAUAUUAAGAGCUAUA
Xiphophorus hellerii (green swordtail) is the source of this 25885-nucleotide messenger RNA. RefSeq names its product piccolo presynaptic cytomatrix protein b (gene pclob). Gene Ontology annotation, cellular component: cytoskeleton of presynaptic active zone; glutamatergic synapse; GABA-ergic synapse. The record is from RefSeq and is a predicted model, not a curated record. Gene Ontology annotation, biological process: protein localization to synapse; presynaptic active zone assembly. Gene Ontology annotation, molecular function: structural constituent of presynaptic active zone; protein binding; metal ion binding. Lineage: Eukaryota; Metazoa; Chordata; Actinopteri; Cyprinodontiformes; Poeciliidae.